Molecule: messenger RNA, 2031 nt
Organism: Spea bombifrons (plains spadefoot toad)
Lineage: Eukaryota; Metazoa; Chordata; Amphibia; Anura; Pelobatidae
Gene: GLT8D2
Product: glycosyltransferase 8 domain containing 2
Exons: 12
Coding region: 500-1543 (347 amino acids)
Cellular component (GO): Golgi apparatus
Molecular function (GO): glycosyltransferase activity
Source: RefSeq, a predicted model, not a curated record
CCAUCCCACAAUGCAGCGGGGCGGCAGGGUCAACGCCAGGGCGAGCAGCGGCGGGGGAGGCGGGGACAGGCCUGUCACGAGCAGCGGCUGCUGAGCCUUCCCAACAGCCGGACGCUGACACUGUACCGGGACUAGGAUAGCACCUAAUUGACGCGGAAUAAAAAGCCAUUCACCGUCAAUGCAUACAAAAAAAGAAGAUGCGCAGAGCGAAAACGAGGAGCCCACAUGGCAAAGCAGGUCUUUAGAAGCAGCUGGCUGGCAGUAGAGAGCUGCCACAGAGCAAAUGCAACAUAUCGCAUUACAGCGCUGCCCGUCAACCUGCAAAAAGACGAAGACAAAUUAAUUAGAAAUAAACCUGGCUCAAUACCGAUAAACCUCCAAAGGUAAAAGAAGAGGCUGGCGUGGACGUUAACUCUACACUACCCUGCAAGAAAUGUCCGAUAAAAGAUAGCUUGGCCUGAGCUACCACAUUCCUGGUAAUAAUAUUGAAAACUACCUUAUGGCUAUUUUGAGGAAACUGAACCAUAUUCUACUGUUUUUGCUUGUCCUGACCUUUUGUGUGAUAUGGUAUAGUAAUUUCUACAAGGCACCCACACCCAAAGAAGAUGAAGACAUGGAUCCAGUUGAUGAAAUGGAUGAAGAUGUCAUUCCUGUUGUCAUCUGUGCCCCCUCAGGAAGAAUGGGAGGUACUAUGGCUGCAAUCAACAGCAUCUAUAGGCACACCAAUGCCAAUGUUCUGUUUUAUAUAGUUGGACUGAGGAACACUUUAAAUCAUAUAAGAAAAUGGAUUGAAGGCACUCAGCUGGCAGACAUAAAUUUUAAGAUUGUGGAAUUUAAUCCAAUGGUACUUAAAGGGAAAAUUCAUCCUGGUGUAGCCUUUCCUGAGCUUCUGCAACCACUAAACUUUGUUCGUUUUUACCUUCCACUGCUUACUAUGGAACAUGAAAAAGUAAUUUAUUUGGACGACGACAUUAUUGUUUUAGGUGAUAUUCAGGAAUUAUAUGACACAAAGAUAUCAAAGGGACACGUUGCUGCUUUUUCUGAAGACUGUGAUUUGCCAUCAAUACAAGAAGUAGUCAAUAAAGUAGGAAUACAGAACACCUACAUGGGUUUUCUCGACUACCGAAAGAAAACCAUUCAAAAACUUGGAAUCAGCCCAAGUACUUGUUCCUUUAACCCGGGAGUCUUUGUAGCUAAUAUGACUGAGUGGAGACAACAGCACAUUACCAAGAAAUUGGAAAAAUGGAUGAAGAAAAAUGUUGAGGAGAAUCUGUACAGCAGCACCGUUGGGGGUGGUGUGGCCACCCCUCCCAUGCUUAUAGUGUUUCAUGAAAAAUACUCCCCAAUCACACCUUACUGGCACAUUCGACAUCUUGGAUGGAGCCCGGAUGAGCAGCUUUUGGAAAGCGUUCUUCAGGAUGCAAAGCUUCUUCACUGGAACGGAAGAUAUAAACCUUGGCAGGCCACAAGUGCACACAAGAAGCUGUGGGAGAAAUGGUAUAUUCCGGACCCCACUGGCAGAUUCCAGCUACACAAUCGCUAACACCGCUCCAAAGUAUGUAAUUACGUUCUUGAAUUAGAGCUGCCAACCAGGGGGCCAGUACAGCUUUAUGGGCCCCCCACACUACCUUAUCCUUCCAUAUCCCUACCUUAACUGCCCAUGGCAAAUAAGUAAACAGAUGUAACAUGCAAACAUACUUUGAUAACACAGCAGAAUUACGUUUUACAUGGAGUACUGUUUGUGAUUCAUAAAGGUGCCACAAGUGUAUAGUUUGUAAGAACUGAAUUUCUUUAUGCAUAUCUCUAUUGCAGAUAUGAUAGUGCCACUUUACCAACACAUUAUGACAUGAUUAUGCACCUUGUGCUUCCACAGAUAUGUACGUUCUUAUUCACCUACCUUUGUAAAUCACUCCAAAUGUGUUUAAAGUACACCCAGGAUUGCAAUCAUCUAUCUCAUAAGUGGUUCUCUUCUUAUCUUUUGCUGGUGCUUUCAAUGAUUAUCACUUCAAAAAGUAAAUGAGAGUGACUGCA